This is a messenger RNA of Phaeoacremonium minimum UCRPA7, 2724 nucleotides long. RefSeq names its product putative atp-dependent rna helicase dbp10 protein. Gene Ontology annotation, cellular component: nucleus. Bases 1 to 2724 code for a protein of 907 amino acids. Lineage: Eukaryota; Fungi; Ascomycota; Sordariomycetes; Togniniales; Togniniaceae. The transcript has 2 exons. Gene Ontology annotation, molecular function: ATP binding; RNA helicase activity; RNA binding. The record is from RefSeq and is a predicted model, not a curated record.
AUGCCUCGCCGAGCUGCAUCCCCGGCGGCAUCUGAGAAUGAGGUCGACAUUUUCGAUUCUCUCUACACAGAGGACCAUGAGGGGCAGGAUAAUGCGCCGGCGGCGGACAAUGGAUUCGACUUCCUCGAAGGAGGGGAUGGCGAGGACGAAGCCGAUGGCGACGAAGCUUUCAUUGCCUUGAAGCAGGCGGCUUCGUUUCGAAAGACAACAAAUGUAAAAGGAAAAACGGGCAAGAAAAGCGGCGGUUUCCAGUCAAUGGGACUCAAUUCCCAUUUGCUCCAAGCGAUUCAGAGAAAAGGCUUCUCAGUCCCGACGCCCAUCCAGCGCAAAGCUAUACCACUUAUCAUGGACCGUAAAGAUGUAGUGGGAAUGGCCCGGACUGGGUCUGGAAAGACCGCCGCCUUCGUUAUCCCGAUGAUCGAGCGGCUCAAGGCACACAGCGCCAGGGUUGGUGCGAGAGCACUGAUCAUGUCUCCCUCGCGUGAACUGGCUCUACAGACUCUAAAAGUCGUCAAGGAGUUUGGCAAAGGCACAGAUUUGAAGAGCGUACUGCUUGUUGGUGGUGAUAGUCUGGAAGACCAGUUUGGCUUUAUGACAGGCAAUCCGGAUAUUAUCAUCGCAACACCCGGUCGCUUUCUGCAUUUGAAGGUGGAAAUGUCUCUGGAUCUAUCAUCAAUCCGAUACGUUGUGUUCGACGAAGCCGAUCGUUUAUUCGAAAUGGGAUUCGCGGCACAACUCACCGAAAUUCUCCAUGCACUACCACCAUCAAGACAGACACUGCUCUUCUCUGCCACUCUUCCAGCGUCCUUGGUCGAGUUUGCGCGGGCUGGUUUACAAGAUCCAAGCUUGGUGCGACUUGACGCAGAAACCAAAGUCUCCCCAGAUCUUCAAAGUGCAUUUUUCUCUGUCAAGGGAGCAGAAAAGGAAGGCGCUCUACUUCACAUAUUGCAUGAUGUGAUCAAAAUGCCUCUCGGCACACCUGAGGAUGCCCAGCCAGAAUUCGACAAAUCCUCGAAGAAAAGGAAGCGAGGCGAGAACCCCAAUGUCAGAGAAAAGCCGAGCGAGCACUCGACAAUCGUUUUCACCGCUACGAAACAUCAUGUGGAGUACGUGGCGACGGUUCUACGAAGUUCUGGGUUUGCAGUCUCACACGCGUAUGGUGCACUAGACCAGACGGCGCGCAAGAUGCAAGUCGAAGACUUUCGAAAGGGAAGAACGAACAUCCUUGUUGUGACGGAUGUUGCGGCUCGAGGUAUCGAUAUCCCCGUUUUGGCGAAUGUCAUCAAUUACGACUUCCCGGCGCAACCGAAGAUCUUUGUACAUCGAGUCGGGCGAACUGCACGUGCUGGACAAAGGGGUUGGAGUUACAGUAUCGUACGAGAAGCGGACGCUCCCUACCUUUUGGAUCUCCAGCUGUUCCUCGGUAAGAGAUUAGUGGUUGGCCAAGAAGCAGGCGAACAGCCCUCAUUCUCUGAGGAUGUUGUUGUGGGCGCUCUCCGUCGAGCUGAUGUUGAGUCGAAUGUCGAGUGGGUGAACAAGCUCCUAGAUGACGAAGAAGACAUCAACACCCUUCGCCAAGUUGCGAGGAAGGCUGAGAGGCUUUAUGUAAAGACCAGAAAUUCUGCUUCGAGUCAGAGCGCAAAGCGAGCUCGAGAAAUCGUGGCUUCUAAAGCCUGGAUGCAGCUUCAUCCGCUCUUUGGAGAAACAACUGAUGAUAUCGAGUUUGCUCGCGCUGAAAUGCUCGCAAAGAUUAGCGGCUUCAGGCCACAAGAAACGAUCUUUGAGGUCAGUAUGACCAGCAAGCCUGUGCAUAGCAAGGCAGCAGAAGUCAUGAAGAACUUGAGGAAGAAGAUUGUACCGCGGAAGUCAGCACAUAAGGAUGAGAUACCAGUCGAAGAAUCUGAUGAUGAUUUGCCGUCCAAGAACGCCGACGCAUACGACAGUGGGAGCGACGAUGAAGACGUUGUGGAUGAGGACUUGGUAGUGGCACAGAAUGAAGCUGAAGUGUCUGAUUUGGAUGAGGAUUCAGAUGAUGGUCUUGAAGUUACAGUAUCGAGCAAUAAAGCUCAUAAGUCAACAUCAUCAUUUCAGGAUGAGGACGUCUUCAUGUCAUACACACCGAAAACAAUCAAUACCGCUGAGGAACGGGGAUACGGUGUCCACUCGGGCUCUCACGGAGCAAAUUUCACCGAGGCAGCACGAGAUGUCACAAUGGACCUUACGAAUGACGACGGUGCGAAAGCAUUUGGCAUGCCUACUCGUUCAAAGAUGCGCUGGGACAAGAAGAACAGCAAAUAUGUGUCCACGGCUAACGACACGGAUGGUAGCAAGGGAGCCAAGAUGAUUCGCGGCGAGAGCGGUGUCAAAAUCGCGGCGAGCUUCCAGAGUGGUAGAUUCGACAAAUGGCGCAAAGCAAACCGGCUUGGGAAACUUCCUCGGGUUGGCGAGGCUGAGCGCAACAAUACCGUUCGCCAACUAAAUAACGGUGGUUUCUGGAAGCACAAGCAAGAAAAGGCGCCGAAGGAGGCGGACAAAUUCAGGGACGACUAUCAUGUGCGCAAGAAGCGUGUAGCCGAAGCUAAGGAGAAGAGAAUUGGCAAGUACAAGGACGGAGAAGGAAGCAAGAGGGAAAUCAAGAAUGCAGACGAUAUCCGCAAGGAACGCAAGGUCAAGGAGCUCAAGAGAUUAAAGAAUGCUCGUCCUGCAAAACGCGCCAAGAGGUAG